GCCAAUUCCAAUUCGAUAUUUGUUACUGUUGUUUUUAUUUUGCCGGCAAAAAUGGACGCGACGGAGAUUGCUGCUAAUAAAGAAGCUGAAGCGAGUAUUGACUUAUUGACCAUAGUGCUGGACACAAAUCCAAGCCAGCACAUUGUAAGACAAAAUCCACAGAAUCUAACACAAAUUUUAGAGGCAGUCAUAGCAUUUGGGAAUGCGCAUUUGAUGCAAAAGGCGCAAAACAAACUAGCGGUAAUAUCCUGUUCACAUCAUGCAACAAACUUUUUAUAUCCCUUGCCGGGCAAGCAGGUGGAGCUAAGACAGUUUGAUGGUCAAUAUGAAGCCUUUAGUUUAGUGGAAAAGACAGUGAAGCAACAGCUUGGGAGUAUAUUAAUGACAGCGCCACGUUUAAGCACACCCACUGAGAGCUUGCUAGCAGGCAGUAUGUCUAAGGCGUUGUGCUAUAUAUCACGUUUGCAACGCAAUGUGGCUGCUGGUGUGAAAAUGCACUCUCGUAUUUUGGUUUUAACUGGCAGCAAUGAAUGCGCCUCACAGUACAUGACCUACAUGAAUGUAUUUUUUACGGCUCAAAAACUGGGCAUUGUCAUAGACACAUGUGCUCUGGAUCAAACAUUAAGCUUGUUACAGCAAGGUUGUGAUAUUACAAGUGGCCAAUUUCUGAAAGUCAAUCAAUUAGAUGGUUUGCUACAGUAUUUAUUGUGGGUCUUUCUGCCGGCACCACAAAUGCGACACAAGUUGGUGCUGCCACCACCACCCAAAGUGGACUAUCGAGCCUCUUGCUUCUGCCAUCGCGAGCUUAUAGAUAUAGGCUAUGUCUGUUCGGUUUGCUUAUCUGUAUUCUGCAAGUAUAGCCCUAUAUGCACUACUUGUCACACAAUCUUUAAGACACCAGGACCGCUGCCUAUUAAGCCAAAGAAGAAAAAGAAGACGGAGAAACAAAUGUAAGCAGUCAAUGCAUUUAAUUCAAUUUAAUCAGCAACUGUUUACGCAACAAAAUACAAAAAUUUAGU
This is a messenger RNA of Drosophila busckii, 1019 nucleotides long. It is a transcript of the gene Tfb4, whose product is annotated as general transcription factor IIH subunit 3. Gene Ontology annotation, biological process: regulation of DNA-templated transcription; nucleotide-excision repair. The record is from RefSeq and is a predicted model, not a curated record. Gene Ontology annotation, cellular component: transcription factor TFIIH core complex; transcription factor TFIIH holo complex. Bases 52 to 954 code for a protein of 300 amino acids. The transcript is spliced from 5 exons. Lineage: Eukaryota; Metazoa; Arthropoda; Insecta; Diptera; Drosophilidae.